UGGUGGUUGGGAGAGGGUCGGGCUUGAGCCCGAGCGCUUGGUCGAACCGCCGGCACGCGCCUCACGCAGGCGCAGUACGGCCAGCGUCGCGCGCAGAGAAGUGGAUUAGCCGUUAGUGAAUCCACGGGAGGUGUGGCCCGCACUAGGGGCGCGGCGGCGCGGCAAGAUCCCCUGUGUGGGCGGAAUCGGGGCGGUCUGUGGAGAGACCGGCCCAAUGUAAAAGAGGGGAUCACGCACCUGCGGUUGUCAGGAAUUUGGAGGCUCCAGGACCGCGUCAGGGGUGAAGUCUCCCCAGCCAUGACCUCCACCGGUCAGGAUUCCACUACACCCAAGGAGCGAAGGAGUAGGCACAAUCCCCACUCCCCCACCCACGACUCCAGCAUCACCUCGAAGCGAGGUGUUAAAAAGGGUGCCAUACUCCGCUCCAGCCCCAAUCUAGCGGAGGUAAAGAAGAAAGGCAGAAUGAAGAAGCUUAGCCAAACAGCCGAGCAAGACCUAAUCAUGGGGCUGCAAGGGCUGGAUCUGAACUUGGAGGCCAGGGCACUGUCUGGCACUGGCUUGGUGUUCGAUGAACAGCUAAAUGAAUUCCACUGCCUCUGGGAUGACAGCUUCCCGGAAGGCCCAGAGCGGCUCUAUGCCAUCAAGGAGCAACUGAUCCAGGAGGGCCUCCUGGACCGCUGCGUGUCCUUUCAGGCCCGAUUCGCCGAAAAGGAGGAGCUGAUGUUGGUUCACAGCCUAGAAUACAUUGAUCUGAUGGAAACGACCCAGUACAUGAACGAGGGGGAACUCCACGUCCUAGCAGAUACCUAUGACUCAGUUUAUCUGCAUCCGAACUCAUACACCUGUGCCUGCCUAGCCUCAGGCUCUGUCCUCAGGCUGGUGGAUGCAGUCCUGGGGGCUGAGAUCCGGAAUGGCAUGGCCAUCGUCAGGCCUCCUGGACACCACGCCCAGCACAGUCUCAUGGAUGGGUAUUGCAUGUUCAACCACGUGGCCGUGGCUGCCCGUUACGCCCAACAGAAGCAUGAUAUUCAGAGGGUCCUUAUCGUGGAUUGGGAUGUGCACCAUGGUCAGGGAAUACAGUUCGCCUUUGACCAAGAUCCUAGUGUCCUCUAUUUCUCCAUCCACCGCUAUGAGCAGGGUCGGUUCUGGCCCCAUCUUAAGGCCUCUAAUUGGUCCACCACAGGUUUAGGCCAAGGCCAGGGAUACACCAUCAACGUGCCUUGGAACCAGGUGGGGAUGCAAGAUGCUGACUACAUCGCCGCUUUCCUUCACGUCCUCCUGCCAGUCGCAUUUGAGUUCCAGCCCCAGCUGGUCCUGGUAGCUGCUGGAUUUGAUGCCCUCCAAGGGGACCCCAAGGGUGAGAUGGCCGCCACUCCAGCAGGGUUCGCCCAGCUCACCCAUCUGCUCAUGGGUCUUGCAGAAGGCAAGCUGAUCCUCUCACUGGAGGGUGGCUAUAAUCUCCGCUCUCUGGCUGAAGGUGUCAGCGCCUCCCUCCACACCCUUCUGGGUGACCCUUGUCCCACACUGGAGUGUCCUGGUGCCCCCUGCCCGAGUGCCCAGGUGUCACUCUCCUGUGCUCUAGAAGCCCUUGAACCCUUCUGGGAGAGCCUUGUGAGAUCAGUUGAGACCCUGGAGGAAAAGGACACUAUGGAGAAGGAUGAUGUGGAAGAGAAGGAGGAAGAGGGACUGCCACAGUCCCCUGAGCUCUCCAUUCCAAUAUGGCCGGUGCUGCAGGCUCGCACGGGGUUGGUCUAUGACCAGCGGAUGAUGGACCACUACAACUUGUGGGAUAACUACCAUCCUGAGAUGCCCCAGCGCAUCCACUGUAUCAUGCAUCACCUGGAUGAACUGGGCCUUGCCAAGCGCUGCCAUGCCCUGCCUGCAAGACCCGCUACAGAUGCUGAGCUGCUUACCUGCCACAGUGCUGAGCACUUGGAACGUCUGCGGGCCACGGAGAAGAUGAAGACCCGGGAGCUGCGCCGUGAGGGUGCCAACUAUGACUCCAUCUACAUCUGCUCCAGCACUUUUUCCUGCGCACAGCUGGCUGCAGGCGCCGUCUGUCGCCUGGUGGAGGCAGUACUGGCCGGAGAGGUUUUGAAUGGCAUUGCUGUAGUGCGACCUCCUGGCCACCAUGCAGAACCGGAUGCAGCUUGUGGUUUCUGUUUUUUUAAUUCUGUGGCUGUGGCUGCUCGCCAUGCCCAGGCCAUCAGUGGGCAUGCGCUGCGGAUCCUGAUCGUGGACUGGGACAUCCAUCAUGGUAAUGGAACUCAGCACAUAUUUGAGGAGGACCCCAGUGUGCUAUACAUUUCCCUGCACCGCUAUGAUCAUGGUACCUUCUUUCCCGUGGGGAAUGAGGGUGCCAGUACCCGGGUAGGAAAAGCUGUGGGCACAGGAUUCACUGUCAAUGUGGCCUGGAAUGGGCCCCGCAUGGGUGAUGCUGACUACCUGGCUGCCUGGCAUCGUCUGGUGCUUCCCAUUGCUUAUGAGUUUAAUCCAGAACUGGUGCUGGUCUCAGCUGGCUUCGACGCUGCCCGGGGGGAUCCUCUGGGCGGCUGCCAGGUGUCGCCUGAGGGCUAUGCCCACCUCACCCACCUGCUGAUGGGCUUGGCCAAUGGCCAUAUCAUCCUAAUCCUAGAGGGUGGUUAUAACCUGACGUCCAUCUCAGAGUCCAUGGCUGCCUGCACUCGCUCCCUCCUUGGGGAUCCACUGCCCCUGCUGACCCGGCUGCGGCCCCCACUAUCAGGAGCCCAGGCGUCUAUUACUGAAACCAUCCAAGUCCAUCGAAGAUACUGGCGCAGUUUGCGGGUCAUGAAGCGCAAAAACAAAGAGGGACUCUCCAGUUCUAAGUUGAUCACCAAGAAGCCAUCCCAACCAGCCAGUUCUGGGUCAGCCUGUAUGACAACCACAGUGGAAGGGAACAUCCUGGAGGCAGGCAUGGGACAGGCCGCCUCAGAAGCAUCUGUGAAAGAGUCCACUCCAGAUCAGACCGAGUCAGAGACAGCUCCAGUAGAACUUACUCAGGGCCAGUCUUCAGACACAGCCACACAAGGAGCUGCACUGGACCAGACCAUCUCAGAGGGGGCCACGGGGGGAGCUGAGCUGAUCCAAAAUCCUCCAGCCUCAUGCAUUGAAAACAGGAUUCCUCCAGCCUUACCUGUGCAAGGAGCCACAGUCCAGACAUCCCCUAGUAAGCUGACGGGGAAUCUCAGAGUAUUGGACCUAGAUAGCACGACUCAGGAGCCCCCAGAAGAAGAAGGACUCCUAGGAGAGGCAGCUGGAGGUCAAGACAUGAAUGAGUCAGUGCCAGUGCAGGUCUUUGGAGAUCAUGCUGACACUGACCAGGUCAUGUUUUAUGCAGUGAGACCACUGCUUUGGUGUCCCCAUUUGGCAGCAGUAUGCCCCAUACCUGAGACAGGGCUGAACGUGACCCAACCUUGUCAGGACUGUGGAACACUCCAGGAGAACUGGGUGUGUCUGUCUUGCUAUCAGGUCUACUGCGGUCGUUACAUCAGUGCUCAUAUGCUCCAACACCAUGAAGGCUCAGGACACCCACUAGUACUCAGCUAUGCCGACCUGUCUGCCUGGUGUUACCACUGUCAGGCCUAUGUCCACCACAAGGAUCUCCUAGCGGUGAAGAACAUCGCCCACCAGAACAAGUUUGGGGAAGACAUACCCCACUCAGACUAAAUCCCAGGAUGUGCUCCUUUACCUUCAGAGUCCCAAGAUAGACCAGCCUUAGUUCAUCCCAUCCUGAAGACCCUUUCCAACUCCCCCAGGGUGCUGAUUUAAGUGUACGUACUCGUAUGAAGACUGUGGUCAUCGAUUGUAUAUCUCUCCCUGCCCACUGCCUGCUCAAGGGACUCUAUCUACUCUGCCGCAAAAGGAAAGGGGAGCACAGCUCAGUGACCCCAAAGGGGCCUGAUAUAAACCUACUUUGAAGGGCAAGAGAAUCAACUGUAGUGUGGCAGGGUUGCAUAUGCAAUAAAGUACAAACUGUUACAACA
Molecule: messenger RNA, 4004 nt
Organism: Cervus elaphus (red deer)
Lineage: Eukaryota; Metazoa; Chordata; Mammalia; Artiodactyla; Cervidae
Gene: HDAC6
Product: histone deacetylase 6
Exons: 29
Coding region: 298-3687 (1129 amino acids)
Biological process (GO): chromatin organization
Cellular component (GO): histone deacetylase complex
Molecular function (GO): histone deacetylase activity; zinc ion binding
Source: RefSeq, a predicted model, not a curated record